Messenger RNA from Acipenser ruthenus (sterlet), 686 nucleotides. Its product is annotated as heat shock factor-binding protein 1-like. Gene Ontology annotation, biological process: cellular heat acclimation. Bases 173 to 394 code for a protein of 73 amino acids. Gene Ontology annotation, cellular component: nucleus; cytosol. NCBI's taxonomy places the organism in Eukaryota, Metazoa, Chordata, Actinopteri, Acipenseriformes, Acipenseridae. The transcript has 4 exons. The record is from RefSeq and is a predicted model, not a curated record. Gene Ontology annotation, molecular function: transcription corepressor activity.
UCGUCAGUAUCGCGAGAGACCAUGCUGGAGCGUUCUAUCGUUUGCCGUUGGUCUCCCAAAAGCAGAGCUAGGAGUGUUUGUGGUUAGGAGAAUUUUGUAAAAAUAAUAAAUACUUGUAAUUAUUUAUACUAUUUAGAAUUUCAAAAAUUUUAGUACCAGAGCCGCGGAAAGGAUGUCAGAGACUGAUCCAAAAUCAGUGCAGGAUCUCACAGGUGUGGUUCAGACAUUGCUUCAGCAGAUGCAGGACAAGUUCCAAACCAUGUCAGACCAGAUCAUUGGAAGAAUUGAUGAGAUGAGCACUCGUAUUGAUGACUUGGAAAAGAAUAUUGCAGACCUAAUGACACAGGCAGGUGUGGAAGAGAUCGAGGGAGGAGAAAACAAGGUUGCCAAAUAAUACACCAUUGCUACUGAAUGACUUUCUACAAGAUCACAAGACUUCUUUUUUUCUUUUUUCAAAUUGCUAUGUGUAAAGCAUUUUUUAUAUUAAUUCUUGUAAUAAUGGUUGCAUUCCUGACACAUUGACUGUACAUUUAGAAUUUAACAUUUUUUCUUAAUAUUUUACAGAGCUUAUUAUAGUUAUACAAUUGUAAACUUCUUAAAGUUAAAGUAGUAAGUAUUAACACACUACCAAAAUGCCAAGUGGAUAUGUUUCCAUUUAGUUAAAUAAAGUUUGUUCCAAAGCUAUA